CUAUUCGUUGGGUCGUAAGAUCUCCGCAUUCGCUCCGAGCACGUACGGCACGGCACGGCACGUCUGCUCCGCUCCGCUCCGGGUCCGAACACGCGCUAUAGUCACCCGUGCUGAACAAAGGAACAGGACCCGUCCGCUCCACAGUGGGAAGGUCAGUGAUGGUGAAUGGUAGUUAAAACCUGCAGCCAAGGAUGUCUGCGACAGAUUCGGAUAACUCCAUCGACUGGCUCGCUAGCGACACGGAGGACAGCACCAGCGAGCAGGAGUCGGAGAGGACUCGCAACCAGUCGGACUCUCCUUCGACCGACAGCCGCUGGAGCCAGGAGGUGUCCACAAGGGGGCGUCCUUCCAGCUGCGUAGAAACAUGGGGGAGGAACGCCACUGAACUGUGUAAAACACAACAAGGCGAGAAGACCAAGCGACGCCACAGCUUCGCCGAGGAUGAAGGAGGACAGAUCAUUUCCAGUCAGUCUGAGAAGGGGCGACUUUUCACCCGAAAGUGCACGGAGCUGCAAUGUUACAUUCAGCCUCUGUCAUCAAUCUUGAAUGGCCUUCGUUCAGGGAGAUACCGAGAACGACUCAGCAGUUUCCAAGAGAGUGUUGCCAUGGACAGAAUCCAAAGGAUCCUGGGUGUUCUGCAAAAUCCCUACUUAGGGGAGAAAUACAUCAGUAUAAUUCUGAAAAUGGAACAAAUGCUGAAGAGCUGGUUCCCCAACAUAACCCCCCUCCACCAACUGGCUGUCACCCACGCAGAGGAAGCCGUUCCUACCAAGAAACCGAAGCUUUCCCCAGUGACGCCAAGUGCAGCAGCGAGCCUUGUCACCAUCAGCGAUAUCCCGCUGGCCACCAAACCCUUGCGAGUCACCGACCUCACACCUCCCGGAGCGUACUCGGCCAGCAACCUGAAAUGGCUCCACACGUCUCCCAUCUGCUCCGCAACAGCGGAGCAAGGCCAGGGCGCACCCCGGCACGUGGCGUCCUCGAGAGACUUAACGCAGGACAGCGCCGUGUCCUCCAGCACAGAUCGUUCGGCUAACACAGACCCUGCGCCCAGCGGGCCUCCGCCCGGUAAAAUCAACGCGCCGUGUCUCGAGCGCCUCCUCAAGUCGACAGAAAGCAUCAUCGCCCGCAAGGAGACGUCGGCUUUGACGGACAGCAGCUGGUCUUAGUCCACAUGGGGAGGGGGAAGGACUGCUUACCCUGCAGCAAAGCCUUGACUACUCUACCAGGGAGGCCAGUUUAGCUCGCUUCACCCAUUCCAGCCUUCAGGGGAGACCUGAGCCUUCAAAAAGGGACGUGACAAGUUUACUUUUUAGAGUGGAGGACAAACGUGUUGUACCAUCUGAGGGAACUCGGACACGACAAGUGUCUGCUGCCGAUCGAGCCCCUUUUCAAUGACUUAGUGUUGUUUUGACAUUUGCACUCUUGGGUCGCGUUUUUGAGGGUGGGGAGGAGAGCAAUUUUACCCAAACUGGAACGGCGUGCCACUGUCGGUCGGUCUGACGGGUCCGUUUGAUUGUUUGUGAAAGCGCCAACUUGCCUGCGAGGUGAACGAGGUCAGCAGCGAUCUACACUAAUGUUGUGCUGAAAAUGUGACAUUAUUUUCUCUUUCUCAUGACUCCGCUCUUUUAAGUUUAUUUUUGUGACUGUUACUCAUUUUCAUACUUUGAAAAGAAGUCUUUUUUUUUUUUUUUUGGUACAACUCUUCUACCUCAGCGGGCGCCACAUCACAGUCGACGGGCGAGCGAAGGAAUGUGAACGCAUCGCUCGCCCUCUCCGGACACCUUAGCGGAUCAGCAGUGAAUCCGCCGACAAAAAAAACCCAGUGAGCUCUGAAGCACGAGCCGCCCUGCUCGGUUCCCACCGCAGGGAUCCUCUAGUGGUGCCAUUGUAAGGAAUGUCCACUUUGAGUCUCCCAGUAGAAGGCAAACAGUGCCUGUAAUGUCAAGCUGUGCCUGCACGCAUUGCGGUGUAAUAAAGCGAGAGAAGUGUGGGGAUUUCCUGCUUCGAGGCUGGAUUGUACAAAUCAGGAAUUGUCACUCUCCUGCCAUUCAUUCAUUUUGGAAAGCGUAAAUUAUUCAGUUCUUGCCAACCCGUUUCUGUGGUGGAGUAGAACAAUUCUUAUGUUUUGCCACAGAACUCAGACAGUAUCAGGGACAAGAUUGUUCCCUGUGUAAGACCGACAGAUGUUGGCGAUUUACUCUGAAAAGUGGCCUUUAUAGUGUGAAUUUUAUACUUUCAAAAUAAAUGUGUAUAUAUUUGUUCAAUGCAAA
Syngnathus acus (greater pipefish) is the source of this 2273-nucleotide messenger RNA. Its product is annotated as circadian-associated transcriptional repressor. The transcript has 6 exons. Gene Ontology annotation, biological process: negative regulation of DNA-templated transcription; circadian regulation of gene expression. Gene Ontology annotation, molecular function: RNA polymerase II cis-regulatory region sequence-specific DNA binding. Lineage: Eukaryota; Metazoa; Chordata; Actinopteri; Syngnathiformes; Syngnathidae. Gene Ontology annotation, cellular component: nucleus. Bases 192 to 1169 code for a protein of 325 amino acids. The record is from RefSeq and is a predicted model, not a curated record.